Molecule: messenger RNA, 1106 nt
Organism: Eruca vesicaria subsp. sativa (arugula)
Lineage: Eukaryota; Viridiplantae; Streptophyta; Magnoliopsida; Brassicales; Brassicaceae
Source: the annotation of a GenBank genome assembly
CUCCUUUUGUAGCUUCUCUACUUCUUCUCUUCUUCUCUUCUUCUCUCUUCUUUGUGAGAAAUUGCUUCUUUGGUGUUGAAGAUGGAGAGAUACAAGUGUAGAUUUUGCUUCAAGAGCUUCAUCAACGGAAGCGCUUUAGGUGGUCACAUGAGAUCUCACAUGCUUAGUCUCUCUUCAAAACGUGAUCUUUACCAAGAAGAGGAACGUCCGAGUCAACUCAGUGAGGAAACAGAGUCCGAUGCUUCUUCUUCAUCUGAUGAGGAUUGUGGUGAGUUUGAUGAUCGUAAAAGUACUCGUCUUCAGAUGGUUGAUGAUAAAGAAAUGGAGUUUGGUUUCUCGGAAAGCGAAACAGAGUCAUCGAGGAUUAACCCAACUCGGAGACGAUCCAAGCGAACUAGAAAACUCGGAUCAUUCGAUUUCGACUUUAAAAAGCUGAAGCCGAGUCAAGCAGCAGGUGAAACAGAACAUCAUCAUAGCUCAGCUUCUGACACGACGACAGAGGAAGAUCUAGCCUUUUGUCUCAUUAUGCUCUCAAGAGACAAGUGGAAGAAGAAGAAGACAAUGAAGCAAACUGUAGUAGAAGAAGAAGAUGAUGAUGCUGAUGAGUCAGAUCAUGACUGCAAGAACAGGGGAGGAAGAGGGAGAUUCAAGUGCGAGACUUGCGGUAAAGUGUUUAAAUCUUAUCAAGCAUUAGGAGGACACAGAGCAAGCCACAAAAAGAACAAAACUUUCACAAAAAUAGAGCAUGAGAAAACAGAGCACUCUGUUAAUGGACUCAGUGAGAAGAAAAGUCACCAAUGUCCGAUCUGUUUUAGGGUUUUCACUUCGGGACAAGCACUUGGUGGUCAUAAGAGGACACACGGAAGCAACAACAUCGUAUCAGGAAGAGUCUUGUCUGUAAAUCAUAUAAUCCCUAUUGAAGUAUCAGUGCAACAGAGGAUGAUAGAUCUUAAUCUUCCUGCACCAAACGAAGACGAUGAAACUUCUGUAGUGUUUGAUCAAUGGUGAAAACUGAAAAAAAAAACAAAAAAAAGGUAACAGACUUUGCGUGAUCUUAUCGGUUUAUUAUUAUUCUUUUUUUUUUUGUUUGAUCGAACUCUAAAAAC